This is a messenger RNA of Stomoxys calcitrans (stable fly), 4868 nucleotides long. RefSeq names its product serine/threonine-protein kinase OSR1 (gene fray). Gene Ontology annotation, biological process: protein phosphorylation. The record is from RefSeq and is a predicted model, not a curated record. The coding region runs from base 264 to 2618 and encodes 784 amino acids. Gene Ontology annotation, molecular function: protein serine/threonine kinase activator activity; protein serine/threonine kinase activity; ATP binding. The transcript is spliced from 2 exons. Lineage: Eukaryota; Metazoa; Arthropoda; Insecta; Diptera; Muscidae.
GGUCGCUAUCGCUAACAAAUUGUGUACUGCGCUGUCGAGUUAAAAUUUUGUUUGGGGCAAAAUUUCAAAAUCGCCACAUUCAAGUGAUUUUAAAUGGUGUUCAACGUGCAAAUAAUUAGCUAUUUUGUGAAUUUGUGGAACUUUAGCAUAGACGUGAAUUUCAACGGUUCCUAACACCAACCGUAUUGGCCGCAUAACCAUUUUCCCCAUCCAGUCUUAUAUUGGUCAAGGCGCAAGUGCUGUAAACAUUGGGAAUAACCAGAAUGCACUUUUUAUUUUUUGGAUGUUUCAAGCCAAAAGUGGCGUUCUUCACGACACAUCCGGGAAUAUUUAAAUUCUGUUUGGCGGCACCAAAAUCUAGGAGUUACGUUACCAGUGUUGAAGGAAGUUGUGCCACUGCUGCAACCAGAACGCAUUAUAUUCUACAAGAGAUUGCAGUUGAUGAGUUGGAUGUAACAACAGAACAGUCACCGGCCAUCUAUAGAACUUUCAGCGAGGAAGACUGCGAGAAUACAUCGCUACCACCCCGAGAGCAACAAUUGACUCAGAGCUAUUAUUGUUUAGAUGAUUUAGUGGUACAUCAAGAUACUUUGAGUAAGAAUCCUGCUGCAUUGUACAGCUCAAGUUCUGGUCUAAGCAGACUAGACUUUGCGCAAUUUCCGAUACCGAAGUGUUUAACAGCGCCACCACGCUUUGAGGGAAAUUUUAGAAGUUCAUCCAACGAUCUUCUAUUGAUAUCCAGACAUUCGGAGUAUUUGUCGAAAAGUUUCUCUGUGAUUGCUUCAGCAGCUAAGAACGAUAAUCUUGACGUAAGAACACAUAGCCUUGAGAAAAAAAGGAAGUUCGACAUGUCCGUUUUAACAGCUGCUAAUAAUGCCGGCGCUGCUUCGGCAAGCGACAAACAACCUUGGCCCAAUUCCAAAGACGACUAUGAACUGAGGGAUGUCAUUGGCGUAGGAGCUACUGCUGUGGUGCAUGCAGCUCUCUGUAUACCGCGUAACGAGAAAUGUGCCAUUAAGCGUAUUAACUUAGAGAAGUGGAAUACCUCUAUGGAUGAACUGCUAAAAGAGAUCCAAGCAAUGUCAUCCUGCAACCACGAGAAUGUUGUUACUUACCACACAUCGUUUGUGGUAAGGGAAGAGCUUUGGUUAGUUCUUCGUCUUUUGGAGGGCGGUUCACUCCUGGACAUCAUCAAGCAUAAGAUGCGCACCAGCAACUGCAAGAACGGUGUUUUUGAUGAAGCAACAAUUGCCACGGUGUUGAAGGAGGUUUUGAAGGGCCUUGAAUAUUUUCAUUCCAAUGGUCAAAUUCAUCGUGAUAUAAAGGCCGGUAAUAUCCUCAUAGGUGAUGAUGGCACCAUACAGAUUGCUGACUUUGGUGUAAGUGCUUGGUUGGCCACAGGACGAGAUUUGUCACGGCAGAAAGUGCGCCAUACUUUUGUAGGUACCCCGUGCUGGAUGGCCCCCGAGGUUAUGGAGCAGGAUCAUGGCUAUGACUUUAAGGCGGACAUUUGGUCAUUUGGUAUCACAGCCAUAGAAAUGGCCACGGGAACUGCCCCCUAUCACAAAUAUCCUCCCAUGAAGGUGCUAAUGUUAACUCUUCAAAAUGAUCCACCCACCCUGGACACUGGAUCGGAGGAGAAAGAUCAGUACAAAGCCUAUGGCAAAACAUUCCGUAAGAUGAUUGUGGAAUGCUUGCAAAAAGAACCUUCCAAACGACCUACAGCUGCGGAGUUGCUGAAGAAUGCUUUUUUCAAAAAAGCUAAAGACCGCAAGUAUUUGACGCAGACGUUGUUGGCAUCUGGUCCCUCGAUGGAAACAAGAGUUCAUAAGGCGGCAAAACGGCAGCCAGGCCAGUCGGGACGUUUGCAUCGCACCGUUACCGGCGAAUGGAUGUGGUCAGACGAGGAGGAUGACAAUGGCGGAAAACGUCACUCUUCAGAUUCAGAAUCUGACGAGCGCCCCGUGAAUCGUUUGGAAAGGGCCGAUUCUUCAGACAGUGAUCGUGAAGAUUCAUCAGAUCAUACUGAACCCACUGCAUCCGCAACAGUGCAACAACAAACGGCACAAGCGCAAUCGCAUCAACCUCCUCCAAUGCAACUAGCUCAGUCACCACAAGGGUCACUGCAGCAACAACAAACCGUACAACAAUCACAAAUCGGACAGCCACAGCAGCAAGAUCCAUAUACGCAACAGCAAACCCAGAAAUUACCUUUACAACCACAACCUGCCGCUUUGUCGCCCAAUUCUGUAGGGCUUGCCACGGAAGCUAUGGCUCAAAUGCCACUACCGUCCGUAGAUUCCAGUUCUGCGUUAGGAGACGCACCCCCCGUUAACUUGGUGCUGCGUAUGCGAAAUGCCCGUAGGGAAUUACAUGACAUACGAUUCGAGUUUGCGGUUGGCAAGGACUCAGCCGAAGGCAUUGCCGCCGAAUUGGUUGAUGCUGGCCUCGUAGACCCCCUGGACACCCAAGCCAUGGCUGUAAACUUGAAUCAGUUGAUCGAACAACGACAUGCAUCGAAAACUGUUACGUUCCAACUAAACUCUGGUGUACAACCAGGUGAAGUGCCCGAUGAUCGCUCGCUAGUCGGAUAUGCUCAAAUAUCAAUAACAGAUUAGAAAUAAAACCAUCAUCAGGAGGUGGAGGAUAAUAAUGAACUUAUUUAAAAAGAACUUAAAAUAUGUCCUAGAACCACACACAAAGAACACGCAAGCAAUCGCUUUCGUUUUAAUGCAAUUUUUUUGCAUGAGCAGAACCCAACCCUUUUCGUUCGUUUAUUGUUAAGUGUCCAAUUAGUUUCAACUUACAAAAGUUCUAUACACCAACGGCAAAAAGUCAAUGAAAUUUUCAACAAACUUCAUUUGCCAGGAAGAUGACCCCCAUUGAACGCGAACUUCAUCUAUGUAGUUAAGAUACUACAUUUCUAACUACUCACAUAUCUAUCCAUCUGCCAAUUCAAUUUGUUAUAGUAUUUAGUUUAGUGGCCAAUAAUUCCAACGCUAUUACUAUAUACAUUUGGGAACUUUCUACAUGUGGUUAAGUCAGUUUUUUAACUAUAGAAUUUCUCCAUUUCACUAUUUAAAUUUUUUUAAUUCAAAUUAUUUUUACUUCGAAUGUUAAACUGUUUUUUUUUGGUUUUUUUUUUACAAAAAUAUGAUACUGAUUCCCCGCUGAUCCAAAACGAAAUAUUAAGCUGAUAGAGCGAAAAAUAAAACAAAUAGUUUAAUUGUGUAUUUAAUAAGUACUUAUUAUUCGUUUAUAGCAAUAAUUACGUGUAAUUAAUUAAAGCAUUGUUAAGAGAGUAUUUUUUAAAUAAAAUUACAAAAAUUAAUAAAUAGGUCUGGCAAUUUUUGUAUCGAUUGGAAGAAGUGGUGUCAUCUAUCAUCAUUAUUCCGAACUUUUCAGAUGUUUAAGGAAUUGGCCACCAAAAAAAAAACAAAAUUUCGAAGUAAAUGUUCGUAUGAAGUCAACUGAAUUUACUUAAAACUUGGGCAACUACGUCUGAAUCCCACAAAUCAAACUCAUCCCCAUAAUAACUUUUGAGGAAUGACAUCGAUGAGAUGUAGUUUUCAAUAUUCUUAAAAGUAUUUUGUGUGUGUGUUUUUCAUGUCCGAAGCUCACUCGUGUACGGGGAUGCAAGUAGUGUCUGCUAGCACUUCUUGUACAGAAUUCAGAAAAAUUUCUGAUGUGACACCUAUCAAAUUUCUUUUAUUGGUGGAGGACGAUUUUUUGAUCGAAAGUGCAUCCAUCAGAAAUUUGGUAUAGGGUCUCGCUCUAGAAUUCCAAAUUUAACAAAUUUCAACCACAGCAGCACUUUAUAGUCUUUUUUUCACCAAGGUUGUGCAAUUCUUUUAUGUGAAAAGUUUUGUUCAAGCCAUGGAAAUAACUCACAGAAAUCAUACGAAUAGAUAGUAUAGUAGAAAUAGUAUAUUAAAAACCAAACUAAAGUUCUAAAAAUUGAUAAGAAUUACACCGCAAAAACUAUCAGGCGUCCUCAACCAAUAGGAAUCAAGGAACAAAGUUCCAACAUUCAUCAUUCAAUUUCCUCCCAUCGUUCUCCCUCCUUUUGAGUGUCUCGUCUUCUUUCCUUGAUCUACAGCAUUCUUUCAUUGUAUUGUCUUUCAAUAGUACCACAUGAAUACAAUGCGCCGAGUUGAAGCAUUGCCAAGCACUGUCUCAAUCUCUUUCCGAUCAACGGACGCAAAACCUUUGCCAACUUAUGCAAUGACUAAACCUCAACGGAACCUCGUAUAAUUUAAAUAUCAGGUCCCUUUAUAGAAACCACAACAGCGUCUACCACUUUAGACCCUGCCUUCGAUAGCAGUAUGUGCGAGUAUGUAAAUGGACGUGCAACAAAAAAUCACAUAACAAAUCACUACAAACAUUUAGAAUUACUAUUUUAUAGUUAAGUAUGCGAGUUCUGUAUAUUAUUCCUUUUUACAAAAAAGAUACAAGAUUCAUAAAAAAGAACGCAGUAAGGUAGAUUUAUUUUUAUUCAUGUAUAAUAUGUCAGUUUCUCUUUAAGUGUUCGUUUGUUUCCGUAACUAAAAAAUAAGAAGAAAAACGUAUAUAAAAAUAUUGGAUUGUUUGAGUAAAUAAUUUUGUUUAGUACUGCUACAACUUAGAAUUUAAGUUCAUAAUUUGUGUUACUUUUUGGCUUUAAUUAAAUUCGAUUGGUACUGUUUCAAAGCAAACAAGGCACCAAUAUUUUCUAACUGCUUUUAUCAUUAGUCUUUGUAGGCCUUCUAUAAAAUUUAUAAUGAAAAGUAAUAUUCUAGAAUAUUGUUCAAAUGUAAACGAUUUGAGAGCAGUAGAAAAAUAAAAGCAUCAAAAGCCUUUUCCAGAUAGAAAAAGAAAAACACUUAAAA